AUGUGCCUGUCCAUCAUCAACAACAAGGAGGGACCUUUAGACCGACAAAGAGGAGCAGGAUUGGAUUUCCCCUCAACAUUGUCAACAAUAAUAAGUGUUUGGAGAGGUGUAUAUAAGAGGGACGCGUUUGUUUCUGGUACAGUGCUAGUGCAAUCUCUCAAACGUCUCUAUAAGCUCCAGAUCGUGCUAAUUGCUAUUGUUGAACCUAGUCCUGCUUAUUCCGAUACCAAAAAUGAAGCUGACCUUAGCCCCGAGCAAGCCGAGAAGGUGAAACAGCACCACAAGGAAUGCAUGCAAUCCUCUGGCAUCACCCCGGAACUGCUAGCCAAGACCAAGCAGGGCGAGUUCCCAGACAACCAGAAGCUGAAGGAGCACAUGUUCUGCUUCGCCCAGAAGGCUGACCUCAUGGACGCUCAGGGCAACAUCAAGAAGGACGUACUUCUUGCCAAGGCUGGUGCAGCCCUGGGAGACCGUACGCUGGCUCAGAAACUGAUCGACGAGUGCGCAGUGCAGAAGAAAGACGGACCCGAGACGGCCUUCCAAUGCGUGAAAUGCUACUACGAGAAGACCCCAUCGCAUCUCAGUCUCGUAUAAUUUCACUUUUUUCUUCCCUUGUUGAUUCCAUUUUCAGUGUGUUACCUAAUAAUAAAUCGUAAAUUUUAGUGAUUUGGUGUUU
Phaedon cochleariae (mustard beetle) is the source of this 676-nucleotide messenger RNA. NCBI's taxonomy places the organism in Eukaryota, Metazoa, Arthropoda, Insecta, Coleoptera, Chrysomelidae. The record is from the annotation of a GenBank genome assembly.